GACUUUGGCUUCCCCGUAAAAGAAUAUGAACAAAACAAUCGCCAUUUGCCUUCAUUAUUAGCUUCACCAAUACACCAUCAACUUUUACAUUUUUUAACCCUAAAAAAUACUCUUAGUUCUCGAAUUCCUUAGUGUAAAAACAGAGUGAUCUGGCAAUGGAGUUGCAGCAAAGAGGAUUUUCUCUGUUUUGGCAACAAACAAUUGCUUUACUGAAGAAGAAUUUUUUGCUGUCAAUUAGAAGCAAAAGAUCAACAUUUCUUCAGUUAUUCUCUUCGUUGCUCUUUUUAGGUCUCUUAUUUGGAAUCCAAAAAGGUAUGAAUUUUCGCUCUAGACAUCCUUCCGCCAUCCGUGCAGUCAAUGAUCCUCAGCCUCUUACGAAUCCUACGAUACCGCCGUGUGAGCACAAGUUCUUUAUUAAACAUCCGUGUUAUGACUUUGUGUGGAGUGGCAGUGGCAACAAAAGAAUUGAAUCUAUUGUUUUUGGAAUUUUAGCUAAUAAUCCAGGUCGACCUAUUCCUUCUACCAAGGUCAAGUCAUUUGGCACAAAAGAUGAUUUGAACAAUUGGCUUCUCAGUGAUCCAAUGCGUACCCCUGGAGCUUUGCAUUUCGUGGAACGAAAUGCCACAGUUAUAAGUUAUGGUGUAGUAACAAAUACUUCUACAUAUAUUCAAGUUCCAAGGGUAUCUGAAGAUCCAACAUUCAAAUUCCAACUUCCCCUUCAACUAGCUGCAUCUAGAGAAAUUGCGAGGUCAUUGCUUGGAGAUUCAAAGUUCAGCUGGAAUGUUGGUCUCAAGGAAUUUGCGCAUCCUGCAAUAGAAGACCCCGAAGCUGAAGACUCAUUUCAAGAUUUUGCUUUUCGUUCUAUUUUCAGUCCAAUAUUCUUCUAUGCAAUCUCUAUGUUUGGUUUCGUAUUCCAGAUAAGCACAAUGGUUCUAGAGAAGGAGCUCAAACUUCGCCAGGCAAUGACUGUGAUGGGACUUUUUGAUUCUGCUUAUUGGUGCUCGUGGCUUAUAUGGGAGGGAAUUAUGACAUUGCUCUCAUCACUCCUCAUAGUUCUUUUUGGAAUGAUGUUUCAGCUUCAGCUUUUCUUGAAAAACAGCUUUUUGAUUGUUCUACUUUUGUUCUUUCUUUUCCAAUUAAACAUGGUUGGUUUUGCCUUCUUAAUAUCAAACUUCAUCCGCAAGUCCGCUUCGACUACCUCUGCUAGCUUUGCCAUAUUUGUAAUUGGUUGUGGAACUCAGGCAUUUUCAGAGGCUCUCUAUAGUGACACAAGCCAUAAAACCAGAUAUAGAAGAACACUUUGGUCCUUUUUUCCGCCGAAUCCCUUUUCAGGAGGUCUGAAUCUGUUAUUAGUUGCUGCAGAACAUGGCGGGAUCAGCUGGAGUAGGCUAUCCCCAUGUGACAAUGAUGACCCAUGCUAUUCAAUUCUCCAUUACUAUCGAUGGCUCAUCGCAACGUUCUUCCUGUGGCUUAUUUUGGCUAUCUACCUUGACAAUAUCCUACCGAACUCAGCAGGUGUAAGGAAACCCUUUUAUUAUUUUCUGAAACCUGGAUAUUGGACAGGAAGAGGUGAAGAAAAGUUUAAAGAAAAUGCCCCAUGUUGCGGUUCUGGUUCUGCACCUCCGAAUGACAGUUUUACGCAAGAUGAUGAAGAUGUUCUUGAUGAGGAAAAUAGGGUGAAACAACAAGCGAAGGAAGGCAAUGCUGAUCCUAAUGUUGCUGUGCAACUACAAGACCUUUAUAAGAUGUAUUCUCGGUCAAUAAACUUUAGUUGUCAUUCUUGUUGCCUUCUCUGUUGCUACUGUAGAUGCAAGAUUAAGAAACCAUAUAAGGCUGUCCAGGGACUCUGGUUAAAUCUUGAGAAGGAUCAAUUGUUCUGUCUUCUUGGGCCAAAUGGAGCUGGAAAAACAACUGUAAUUAGUUGCUUGACUGGUAUAAUUCCAGUCACGCGGGGAAAUGCACUAAUCUAUGGAAACUCUGUUCGAAGUUCGGUUGGUAUCUCCAACAUAAGAAAGCUGAUUGGAGUCUGCUCACAGUUUGACACACUUUGGGAUGCAUUAUCUGGACAAGAGCACCUUGAACUUUUCGCCACCAUCAAAGGCUUAUCCCGAACUUCAAAAAGAUCAGAAGCUAGAAAAUUGUUGGCUGAUGUGAAACUUGAUGAUGUUGCCAAAGUGAGAGCAGGAAACUACAGUGGUGGAAUGAAACGUCGGCUCAGUUUAGGAAUAGCAUUGAUUGGAGAUCCAAAACUUCUCUUUUUAGAUGAACCAACAACAGGUAUGGAUCCUGUAACUCGGAGGCAUAUCUGGAGUGUAAUUGAGGCUGCAAAGCAAGGGCGUUCUAUUGUUCUGACGACACAUUCUAUGGAGGAAGCUGAUAUUUUAUCAGAUCGCAUUGGAAUUAUGGCAAGGGGUAGACUUCGUUGCAUUGGAACGUCAACCUUGCUGAAGUCUCGAUUUGGAGCUGGAUUUAUCGCUAAAAUUAGCUUCAGUAAAGUUUCUAAUGAUGUAAAUGGCAUGGAAAAUACGAUACACAGCAAGCAUCGCGAGGCAGUCAAAGAAUUCUUCAUACAGCAUAUAGAUGUCACACCAAAAGAUGAAGAUAAAUCCUUUUUGACUUUCAUUAUCCCUCAUGAGAAGGAGAAGCUACUCGAAAAUUUCUUUGCAGAGCUAGACAAAAGGAAAACGGAGUUUGGCAUAUUAAAUAUCCAAAUCGGUCUUACAACGCUUGAAGAAGUGUUCUUGAGCAUUGCAAAGAAGGCAGAGCUAGAAGUGGCUGCAUCAGAGGAAACUAUCAAGACACUGAUUUUACCAUCAGGAACUACUCUUCAAGUACCUAUAGGAUCAAAGUACGUGGAGAUCCCUGGCACAAUUUCCCAAGAGAACCCUCGAGGCCUUAUGGUCGAGGUUUAUUGGGAGCAGGAUGAUCAUGGCAAUCUCUGCAUUUCAGGCCAUUCAGAUGAAACUCCAGUUCCACCUAAUACUUAAAUAUCAACUUCUAGUUUAGUUACUACCAAGCCAAGAGUGUAAGAUUGAGAACAGUGACCAGUUUUUAAAGUAUUUGUUUCUGCUUUUCUUUUCUUUUUUCUCAGGAAACUGAAAGAAAGUAUAAAAUGAAGACAGAUUUUUGAAUUUUUUCUUUGA
Molecule: messenger RNA, 3143 nt
Organism: Solanum dulcamara
Lineage: Eukaryota; Viridiplantae; Streptophyta; Magnoliopsida; Solanales; Solanaceae
Product: ABC transporter A family member 2-like
Exons: 16
Coding region: 156-2987 (943 amino acids)
Biological process (GO): transmembrane transport; lipid transport
Cellular component (GO): membrane; intracellular membrane-bounded organelle
Molecular function (GO): ATP hydrolysis activity; lipid carrier activity; ABC-type transporter activity
Source: RefSeq, a predicted model, not a curated record